This is a messenger RNA of Spirodela intermedia, 1401 nucleotides long. NCBI's taxonomy places the organism in Eukaryota, Viridiplantae, Streptophyta, Magnoliopsida, Alismatales, Araceae. The record is from the annotation of a GenBank genome assembly.
AUGGUGCGGCAGGAAGAAGAAGGCGUCGCCGGCGGCGGGGGAGAGAGGAAGGUGCUGUUCGGCAAGUACCAGAUGGGGCGGCUUCUGGGUAAGGGGACCUUCGCGAAGGUCUACUACGGGAAGGAGCUCUCCUCGGGGGAGAGCGUGGCCAUCAAGGUGAUCAACAAGGAGCAGGUGAAGCGGGAGCCGCAGAUGGUGGCGCAGAUCGUCAGGGAGAUCUCCAUCAUGCGCCUUGUCCGGCACCCUCACGUGGUGGAGCUCCGGGAAGUCAUGGCCACUAAGUCCCGCAUCUUCUUCGUCAUGGAGUACAUCCGCGGAGGCGAGCUCUUCGCCCGGGUGGCCCGCGGCAAGCUCUGCGAGGACGACGCCCGCCGCUACUUCCAGCAGCUCAUCUCCGCCGUGGACUUCUGCCAUUCCCGCGGCGUCUCCCACCGGGACAUCAAACCAGAGAAUCUCCUACUCGACGAGAAUGGCGGCCUCAAGGUCUCCGACUUUGGGCUCUCCGCCCUGCCGGAGCAGCUCCGUCAGGACGGGAUGCUCCACACACAGUGUGGCACGCCGGUGUACGUGGCGCCGGAGGUCCUGCGCAAGAAGGGCUACGACGGCGGCGCCGCCGAUCUCUGGUCCUGCGGGGUCGUCCUCUUUGUGCUCCUCGCAGGGUUCCUGCCCUUCCAGGACGAGAACCUGAUGAAGAUGUACCGCAAGGUGUUCAAGGCCCAGUUCGAGCUCCCCCGGUGGUUCUCCCAUGGCGCCUCCCGCCUCGUCUCCCGCCUCCUCGUCCCCGACCCGGAGAAGCGCAUCACUGUGCCAGAGAUCAUGGAGGACCCCUGGUUCAAGACGGGCUUCUCCCUUCCCGCCGGCGACGGUGGCGGUGACGGCGGCGAGAAACAGGGGACGACGGAAGGGGAGGCGACGUCGCCGCCAGUGUUCUUCAACGCGUUCGAGCUGAUCUCGGCGAUGUCGUCGGGGUUCGACCUGUCGGGGCUGUUCGAGGAGGAGAAGAGCCCGCGGCAGAGGGCAGCGACGGGGUCGGUGUUCACUUCCCGGUGGACGGCGGGGGCGAUCAUGGAGAGGCUGGAGAGGGUGGGAAGGGCGCUGGGGUUCGCCGUGAAGAGGGGUGGCGGCGUCUGCAAGCUGCGGCUAGAAGGGGGGAGGGAGGGGAGGAAGGGGAAGCUCGCCGUCACGGCGGAGGUCUUCGAGUUGGCGCCGGCGGUGGCGGUGGUGGAGUUCUGCAAGUCCGCCGGGGACACGCUGGAGUACGUGAAGUUCUGCGAGGAGGAUGUGAGGCCGGGUCUCAAGGACAUGGUCUGGGCGUGGCAGGGCGACCACUGCAACGACGCCAGGGCCGGAGAAGACGGCGCCGCCGCCGCCGACGGCCGCUGUAACAGCUGCGGAGCCUGA